AUGUCCAAAGAGAAACGGCGGAGCCUCUUCGGUCGCAGCUCCCUCAAUGCCCUCACCUCGCACGCCCCCAAGGAUGAUUCCCAGCCCUCGAAUCUGCUGCGAAAGCGCCGCACCGCCUCCUUCAUCUCCAAUCUCUCCGAAAUCUCCCAGUACGCAGAGCCUGCCGCGACCGCGGCCAGCACAGGUGCCAGCACCCCCAUUGCCGAGACGCCUGAUUCGUCGCGCCAGGGCCUUUCCAAGACGCAGCUGAAGCGGGCCAGCUCGGUCUUCAGCUCUUUCCGUGGCUACAGACUGCCCGGCGACGACGACGCUGAGCCGCUCUCGGCCAGCUCCACGCGCAACUCGACCGUCUUUGGCGAGUACCUGUUCGAGGAUGUGCGCCAUCUCCAGGUCCUGCACCAUGGCGAGGUGCAGACGAGCAGCUCCAUGUUCCGAAAGAAGAAGGAGUAUCUGGUGCUGACCGAGAAGCAUCUCGUUCGCUUCAAGAACCAGCCCAAGGCAACUGAAGCAUUCCCCGCAUGUGCCCCAGCCUCUACAGGCCUGGGUGAUGGCGCCGAUUAUCGUAGGGCGCCGUCGUCCCAUCGCAUGAGCACGUACAGGCACAGCCACAGCCCCUCCAUCGGCUCAACCCACGAGCUCCAGUCCCUGGCCUCGGAAUCCUCUGGUGAGCGCCACCAAGGCAUACCCUUGCGCCAGAUUGUUGCCGUGUACCAUCUAGACGACGGCCGCCCGCACUUUGCCCUCGAGCUGUACUACCUGGAUGAUGAGGCCAACAAUGCCUCUUCCAUGACGCUCCAGUUCGGCGACCCCGAAGACAUGUUUACAUGGCUCAAGGCCAUCAGAGAAGCAGCCAAUGCCGCCCGACUUUGUGACGCGAAGCCCAUUUCUGCACAUAAUUCCCACCUGGCUGCGCGCGUCGUCGAGGCAGAGCGUGACUACGUGCCUCCACACUACGCCAUAUACAAGGUCGUCCUCAGGCCUCAAGGGAAAACCACGACCAGAUCCUCGUCGGAUGACUUGACCAGGGUCUCUGCUUCCGUGUGUUUUCUUGCCAUUGGCGUGCAUAAAGUACACAUCAUUCCUCUGUUCAAGCCUCCUUCUCAGCGCUCUUCCAGUCCGUCCUUGGCCUCUCACGCCACGCAAUUGUCGCAUGGCAUUCUAACCCUGACCGAAGUCCGCGUCAACGAAAUCGACGAUACCUUUCAGUUGACCUUCAGAAAACCACUGGAACGACCCAAAGUACUGCACCUGGCGUCGCUUGCCUCGCGUGACAUCGCCGUCCGCCUGCGAUAUGUAGAAGCCGGCUUAAGGCCCGAGUGGGAGACGCGGCCAUUGGAAUUUAUGGUUCCUGAAGACGUCCAGCAAGACAUUGUUCGCCAGGAGAGUCCGCAUCCCAUGGACCCGGACUCUCUGGAUCGGACUCUGAUAGGAUAUUGUGUCGCUUACGAUGUCCAGCCAGAAAACAUCAGCUAUCAGAUUACGUAUCCGACAGAAGACUCUCCACGCUUCGAGCUCCUUCCUCCUGUUGGCUUGCGGAGGUCCCAGUACACGACACUCGAGCUCCUUGCUGUAAUGCGCGCCUUGAGGUAUAACGAAACUUUUGGUGGUAUCUCAUUCAAAGGCGUGUGUCUGGACGUCUUGAACGGACUCAACGACCCAAACGGCGCAGAGCAUCUUUGUCUCAAGACAAAACGUGGAACGUAUGCGCGGCUGGAUGUCGAAGAACUGGAGCGCUCUUGCCUGCUAGUACAGGAGAUUCGCGCAUUGGCCCUGACGAAUCGGAAGCUUCGAAGAAUGGACUUUUCAUCCUGCAUCACACGGCAACCCAGAGAACAUGGAGAGUCUAGAGGCAGUGCGAGAGACCAAGGCUGCGCUAUCGUAGAAGCGCUGUUUCCACUUUGCAAGUAUCAAACAACCAAUGUCGACUGGAUAGCUCUCAACAAGAUACAGCUUGGAGACACGGAUUUGGACUAUCUCGUGGCUGCCGGCGUCGAACGAGCUUGCCAUUUACGGGGGCUGGAAUUGAGUGGAUGUGGUCUUACAGACCGCGCCCUGUCUCUGGUUCUCGAUGCACUGCGUGCACAGGAAACUACCCUAGAGGCCAUUGACCUAUCUUCCAAUCCUUUUCGCCUCACACCAAGCAUAUUCGACUCCCAAAUUGGCGUUUUUGGCUAUCUCACACGCCUGAAUCUAUCGCAUGUUGCGCGGUCAUCUGGUCUCGAAUCUCUCAUCUCCGUUGAGACAUUCCAAGGUUGGAGGUUACAGGAGUUGACUCUAAGCGGAACAUCCCUCAAUGCUGCUACCGUCGACGCAAUCGCCGGCUACCUUGCCAACUACAAGCAGUCUUCGGCCUUGCGCGAGAUCAAGCUGGAUCACUGCUUCCUAACAGGAAAAGACAUUGCAUAUCUCUUGCAUGCAAUGACGGAACAACCGGGCAAAGCUCGUGACCUACAUAUGGAUGUCAGCGAGAACAGAAUCGAAGUAGAUUUGCACAAGCUGACAAAGGCAAUCGCCAACGGCCUGGCCCCAUCCAAACUCACCCUCCGCCUGCUUGAGUUCGAAGAAGAUGCAGACUUCCGAAAAAUGAUACUCGCUUUGGCCAGUAAUACCACCAUUCGACAGUUGGAUAUAUCGCGGGCCUCUCUGCCAUGCGAUGCUUCUGAAGAGACAUGUCAGGCGCUGGAGAAGAUGUUUGCUGAUAACAAAAGCCUCGAGUGGCUCGACAUUUCUGGUGAAGAUUCUCGCCUUGAGACAACCAAGCUGGGUGUCGGCAUCAACCGGGCAUUGCGGGGACUUCAGCGCAACAAGACCCUGCGCGUUUUGCACAUUAGAUACCAAAGGCUCGGUGUACAAGGCGCAAGCACCCUAGCAGACGUGCUCAAGGUCAACAAUACACUGCAAUACCUGUACUGCGAGGACAAUGGUAUUGCUCUGACGGGCUUCACCGAUCUUGUCAACGCGCUUCACCGGAACACAACGCUCCUCUAUCUUCCGACCAUGCAAGAAUCCCGCCAAAUGGCCCUCAAGCAGACAGAAGACCAGGUCAAGUCGAUGCGAGACGACGCGUCUACACACGCCCAAUCAAAAUCUUCAUCUGUUCGCAGCAGAAUCGCAAAUCGAGUGGUUAGCAAGUCUUCAAAGGAGCCCAGUUAUCCAAUGGGUCUCUCGGAUCAAGACAUCAAGGCUGCACUGGGGCUUGUGGAUGAGAGCUGGGCCAGGCAAGAGUAUCGUCUCCAGCAAUACCUCUUGCGCAAUUACAAUAUCGCAAAUGGCAUACCUACAGCCAUGGACGUCGACGAAGAAGAGUUUGAACGGCCAGACACGGCAAGUAGCCUCAGCAAGAUCCUCGACCAAGUCAUCAUUGAAAGUACCCCAACCGUGGAAAAAAACAUACAGCUUGAUAGUAUCAUUCCGGAGAUUACCACGACGCCGUCGAUAGAGAUUGACUACGACGUCACACCUUUGGAAAAGGAGCUUGAAAUGUCUUUUGGCCAAACGUCGAUCGGGUUCCCGUUCUCCAGGUAGCCAAACAGUCAACGGCGAUUGCAUUUUAGCAUCGUUUCGGUUGUCUGCUCACCAUACCCCUUUCACCUGCGCCGCAUUCUGGCGGGUUUUGUCUACAUCCACCUUUCUUCACUGUACAUAUAGAGUUCAUCUUGCAUAUGCCUCUGCAAAGAGGUCGUUUGGCGUUUCUUGCCCACUACGUAACAGAUGGUUUGUAAUGUGGGUCGUUUGCUGGAGCGAUUUUUAUCCCGGGCAAUCUUUUUUGAGUACAUGCAUUUUGCAGGCUAGAACAGGCCGAGUGCCCUUUC
Messenger RNA from Exserohilum turcica Et28A, 3812 nucleotides. RefSeq lists its product as uncharacterized. The transcript is spliced from 3 exons. Bases 1 to 3525 code for a protein of 1174 amino acids. NCBI's taxonomy places the organism in Eukaryota, Fungi, Ascomycota, Dothideomycetes, Pleosporales, Pleosporaceae. The record is from RefSeq and is a predicted model, not a curated record.